AUGGGCUACGGCUCUGUAGCAGCCUCAUCACUAUCGAUCUUGGGCCUUCUAGGUCUGGUCAAAAGCACGGUUAAAUUAGCCCUGGGACUUGAAAAAUGCAGCACGGCAGGUUUCAACAUCGAUUCUCUACGAGGACGAUACGGAUUCCUUCCGGAUGAAUCCAUCAAUACUGAUCUCUUUGAUUGCGAUGCUGUGGAUGUUGUUACAACCAAAGAAGAUGUGUACAUCAGCAAGCAAAAGCAGUUUCUCCACCGCGAAAGAACUCCAAUCGUCAGCGUUGGGAAAGACUGGCCAGGCGGGCUUGCAGGAGUUACUGCAGUCAACCUGGGUAACACCACACACGAGAAUUCCUUCGCACAGAGUCCCAUCGUAGUCGCACUGGUGGCUUUCCUUUGCUCCGGCGCAACAUCAUGGCUCCUUCUAUGCGUAACGACGGACUGGAAUUGGCUCCUUGUCAUCGCUGUACCUGGUCUGCAUGCCAGCCUCCUCUUUAUGCUAGCUCUACCCCUAGCAUACGAACGACAGACUGGCAGACCCGGAAGCAAGAUCUCGACGGAGAAGUACCAAGCACUUUUUACCGGUCCACAGGGCGCACACAGCCGGCUUCACUUCCUCCAAGCUCGCGUCAACGGCGGAGACGUUCUCCACUUCCGUGGCCAAACCCACUUUUACGACCCUAGCUUCAUGUGGUUGCCUGCGCUUCUCGUGUCAGCCUUUUGCGCAACGGCUUAUGUCUGCCAAUAUGCCGUCCUAAAAAGUGCUUCUAGUCAGCGGGCGCUGAUUUGGAUUGGCUGCCAAGCCGCUCUGGCAGUGCUUCGCCUGGGCUUCUGGGCCAUCAAUCCUCGCUUUGAUGAUCCGAAGACCGAGGAAACGGAGUACAGCCUUGUGCGCAACGACGCACCGAAGCGCCUCACGUUCGCAGAGUUUGUGUGCGCCAGUUCCAGCGAUCACAACGUCAUGCCCCGGUGGGUGUGGGAUUAUCUAUCCACAAGGAGACUCUCGACCAUCCUGACAGACGCCCUAUCGCGCGAGUGGGAGAGCAGCACUAUGCCUAAUAAAGACAAGCUUGAAUACUUUCCUUUGCUUUCCCUCGACCUUUCCCGUGUCCUCGAGAAUCGGUUCGUCCUCGAGGAAGGCGAGAGCCUGCGACUAAUUCUCGACGGUCUUCCUCUUCGCCUCGGCCUCUGCAGAGAUAAGGCCCGCCACAUCAAGCCCUUCCUACUCGUCGAAGCGCGCUACAAGCUGGUUCCCUCCGAGUACAGCAACGCGCUUACGACUCGGUGGGGCUGGCUUGCCGUGACGGCCCACUCCAACAUGCAUGGCUAUCGCCCGUGUCGCGGGUACGCGUUCAAGGCCUGCGGUGCUCUGCUCCAUCUGCGGGGACCGCACCCAUGCCAUACUAGCUGCGGCCACGAUACUGCGCCGGGUCCAGGCCUCGUGGGCUGCGGCAUUGAUUGCAGCUGGCCGAAUGCUACGAACAGCCAUCUCGAUGUGGGUCAGUUGCCAGAGCUCGAAGAGAAGAUGAAGAAGAUCACGAUGCUGCAGCGGUACUUAGACAAUACGCUGCGCAGAGGCAGCAGCCCGAAAGGACCGGAUGUGUACCUUACGGCCACCCCCGGAACAACCACGAGGACGGGCAUCUAUUGCGAUCCGGCACAUCGCCAUGGCGGGACAUUGAGUGACGAGGGCUUCGAUUUCGAGCAUGGCGUCGCUGCUAUUGCGAGCUAUCUAGAACAGAGAGAGUCGAGAAGCAUCAAAGAGAUGCUCGUGAAGCUCGGGGAGGCUUGCGCCGUGCCGUUUAGGGCAGUCUCGGAAUGCUUUCAGUUUCGACCACCGGACCGGACUGCGCGUCACAACUCGAUGUCGAGUGACCUCAUGCUGCUCAAAUCUAGGAGCUUUUCGCCAAUUUGA
Molecule: messenger RNA, 1911 nt
Organism: Coniosporium apollinis CBS 100218
Lineage: Eukaryota; Fungi; Ascomycota; Dothideomycetes
Exons: 2
Coding region: 1-1911 (636 amino acids)
Source: RefSeq, a predicted model, not a curated record